Molecule: messenger RNA, 2262 nt
Organism: Humulus lupulus (European hop)
Lineage: Eukaryota; Viridiplantae; Streptophyta; Magnoliopsida; Rosales; Cannabaceae
Product: non-functional pseudokinase ZED1-like
Exons: 2
Coding region: 86-1225 (379 amino acids)
Biological process (GO): cell surface receptor signaling pathway; protein phosphorylation
Cellular component (GO): plasma membrane
Molecular function (GO): ATP binding; protein serine/threonine kinase activity
Source: RefSeq, a predicted model, not a curated record
CCUCGCCCUCGCCCUCGCCCUCAUCACGGGAUGUAAUUUGUAAAGCUUGGGCCUCAAACUCAAAGGCGCUCCAGUCCAGUCCACCAUGGAAGCUCUAGGCCAUUGGCUGAGGAAGAAGGCAGAGAGGCUUAGACAAGGCUCUCUAUUCUCAACUCUCUCAUCAGAUCAUUCAGGAAUUUCAGGAAAAGAAGAGAGAUUAUUUAUUGAAAAUGGAAGGAAACUAUUAGAGAAGAUAAUAGCAUCUUUCAAUGGUCGAUGUAACCCUAUUCGUAGCUUCUCUGCUGAAGAUCUUCAAAAAGCUACAGAUUAUUUUCAAUCAUAUUGCUACAGCAAUGAUUUUGAUUGGUUUGAGGGCAUUUUGGAUGGUCGAUUGGUUUUAAUUAAGAAAUAUAAAGAUUUUGAAUAUGAUGGACAUGGUGCGUGCAACAAUGCUUGGUCUUACCCUUUAGUUUUUCGUGACAAAAAAGAAGAAGAAGAAGAUGAUGAUGAUGAUUUUGAUGAUGUUGGGGUUUUUCUUGACAUCUCGACAAGCUCACAAAUGAGUAGCCAUAAAAAUGUUCUCAAGUUACUUGGUUGUUGCUUAGAGUUCCCUAUUCCAAUGUUAGUUUAUGAACAAGCUGAAAAUGGUCCUCUCAAUGUGUGCGGAGGCAUAGGUAGUUCCGAAGGAUUAUCCUCGUUGUCUUGGAAGAUAAGAUUGAAAGUUGCAAAAGACAUUGCAAAUGCUCUAACAUACCUUCACACUGCAUUUUCUAGGCCUAUCAUCCAUAGGAAUGUAAAGCCUCAAAAUAUUUUCUUGGAUAAAGAUUUUGUGGCCAAAUUAUCUGAUUUUUCGGUUUCUAUUUCAAUCCCAGAAGGAGAAACAUAUGUAAAAGAUGAAGUAGCAGGAACACAGGGGUUUGUAGAUCCUGUUUACAAGUCUACCAAAUCUGUUACCGAGCAAAGUGAUGUCUAUAGUUUUGGAGUAUUUUUGCUUAUUCUUUUAUCAGGUCGACCGGCUUAUGAUGAACUCCUUCAUGACUUGAAAAAGGAAGAAUUUGAUGAGAUUGUGGAUCCUAAAAUUGUGGAAGAGGGAGGGAUUUGUGGAGAGCAACAAAUUCAAUUGCAAGCUUUCUUAGAGUUAGCAUUGAAAUGUGUUGAAGAUAAAAGAGAAGAUAGACCAUUAAUGAUUGAAGUUGGAAAAGAACUCAUGAGGAUUGAGAGAGGUUCCAAAGCUUCAUCUAGCUAGUUGACCAAUAUUUAUUUAACUUUCUUAAUGAGUACUUAUAUAAUUAUCUUGUUCUAGUUUUUUGGUCUUUAUGAAGAGUUUUUGUGUUAGAAAUACUUAAGGGUGUGAUUGGCAUUCAACACCAAAAUUGUGUAAUUUUAGCACUAUAUUUUUUUCCAUUCCUAAAACAACCCUAAAAUUUACACUAAAAAUUAUAUUCUAUAUUAUUUUAUCUAAUGUAUACAUAUAUAUUUAUUAUUAAAUACUAAUAUAAAAAGUAAAAAAGUAAAAAAAAAUUUGUCCCGACUAAUUGUAGCUUGACAGCAUAAUAAUUGGACAAAUGCAAUUGGAUUGGAUUUGCUUUUGUGUCUUUUUAGUACUAUAUUUACUGUUUUGCAAUCCAAUUGAAGCUGCCUUUAAAAAUCACUUUUAUGUGUAUUAAGCUUUAAAAAUUCUUUUGAAAUAUUGAUUGGAUAUUUUAGUCAAAUGAGCUUUUAGCUUUAAUAAGUUAUUUCUAAAGAAGCUACAAAAUGUAACUCAUUGUAAAAGUGUUUUUUAACAAGCUUUUGACAACCAAGUCCUAAACCUUUUUACAAGAGAUUGGGACUAUACCUGUGCGCACAAUACCUGCUUUUAUUGAUGUUGCUAGCAUUGAAGAAGAGAAUGUUAAGGAAAAGAGUGAUGUCUAUAGCUUUGGAGGGUUUCUACUUGUCCUUCUCACUGGCCGGAAUUUUUAUGGUCAAUAUGAUAAUGUUUGUGACUCUGUCAAAGAUUUGGUUGGAGUGGGAAAGUUCAAUGAGAUUACAUAGACACUGAAAUUUGGGAAGAGUUGGGAGGAAUAGGGAAUGUUAGUGAAGAGCAACUGCAGCAACUUGAAGAUUUUCUCAAAUUGGCCUUGAGAUGUAUUGAAACUAUUAGAGAAGAUAGGCCACUGAUGGUUCAAGUGUCAAAAGAGCUAAGACGUAUUGCAAGAUCAGUAUAGUUAUUCUUGAUGAAGUAUUAUGUAAAAAAAAUUCAUAUAAUAUAUAAAGAAUGUGAUAGGUUAUGUUAUUUUGUUA